This is a messenger RNA of Ectocarpus sp. CCAP 1310/34, 1729 nucleotides long. NCBI's taxonomy places the organism in Eukaryota, Phaeophyceae, Ectocarpales, Ectocarpaceae. The record is from the annotation of a GenBank genome assembly.
AUGUAUGCAGGUUUAUUUAAACCAGGAUGUCAAGACUCUCACGUGAUCCUGGCCUUUGACGAAGGUCAAGAGUUUGUGCGAGACCACACCACAGCAGUAGUUUCAACAAGGCUGCCAGCAAAAAGUUCUUCUUCAGCAGGAACAACACACUGGGUUGGGUUUUCGUCCUGCCGGAAAAGAGUCUGGGGAAUGCAAGGCUCCAAUGCAAACGGUGUCCUUCCGAUUGGAAUUGCAGACCGUAUUCGCAAUGCCGGGUGCCUUUUUCUGAAUUCGACACGUGGUGCGGUUGAGGGUCUCUCCGAAAUGAAGGAUCUUGCAGAGAUCGACACGAGCCGCAUAUUCGCCUUCGAUGGACGGCAUGCAGCGAUAUUGGUGACAGAAGAUUGCACUCGGGUAUUCUGCCAACAAAUUUCAGCCGGCCUCUACGAUUUAGGAGUGUCUAUCGAGCCAAGACCUGACUGGCAAGACAUCCUUGAUGCAGCUGCAUCAUCUCUCAUUCCAGAUGGCGUGGGAAGUAACGCGUGCGGAGCCGUCAGCGGAAUGGAACCGCUAUUCAAGGCGGUACCCUUGUGGGCAUCUGUGGUGCAUGUGGCGCCACAUCGGGUCUCAGUUCACCAACGUAGCGCUGACGGCGCCACGGAUGGCGUGGCUUUUCAACACUCCCUCGUAAGCGGAGAUGGUGGGCUUGUCUCAACGGCGAAGGAAGAAAUGUACCACAGCAGCGUUCAAGAUGCAUUCGUCAUUUUCAACACCCAUCCUUCCGGUUCUACGAGGUUUGUCGAACAUUCUCGAGCGUUGACGAGUGGACACACCCAUUCUUCCGAACCACGCCGCACGGUGCCCAAGAAGACCUCGCCACCCAAGCGCAAGAGGAAGGACCCGAAUCGUCCGCGUGGCUAUGUCAGUGCCUUUAACUUCUUCGUCAAGGACAAGCGAUCAGCCUACGUUCGGGAUGCGCAGGGGGUUUCUCCCGGAAACAACAAUGAAGUGAACAAAAUGCUUGGUCAGGCUUGGAAAGAAUUGACCACCGAGGAGAAGAACUGUUAUCAAGCGCGGUCAGACGUGGACAAGUGUCGCUACCUGAAGGAGGUUGCCGAAUACACGCCACCCGUGGGCGGCGCCCGUAUCCAUCCAAGGAUCCACCCCGUGCAUCGAGGCGUGAAGCGGUCUGGGAAUGCCGACGCUGACAAAGAGACCGGUCGUCCAUCGCCAGCAUAUACACACUUUACCAACCAGGAGACGAUCGGGGUGCGAUGUUCCAAGUCGACCGCGGCCAAGAGCUUAAUGAGCAAAACGUUCGGCCGACGGUGGAGUGGUGGUCGUCAGUUUUCUAGGAUGUCACAUGAGGACAAAUCCGGCAAUCCAGGCACCGAGGAGAAAUGCAGAAUGCCAGAUGAAGAGAAGGAGCUGUACAAAGAGCUUGAAGAAGCUGAUAAGACUUUCUACAACACGGCAGCAUAGAUAGCUGCUCCCGGAGAUGAAGAACAACUUGCUUGGCCACUGCUAUUGGAAGAAUGGAUCGCAGCGAUCGUCAUCGUCUGUAGCGUAGUGAUUGGAACGCUGGCCUGUGAAAGUAAGAGAGGAAUCAUGUCACUUCCAUUGGAGCGAAACGGAUAACGUGAUACUCUGAAGCGCCUUGUUUCGCCUUGUUGCAAUUCCUGUUAGAGACCGAUACGGUCUCUAGAGGUUUCAGAGAACGGUAAAAAAAAAUGUGAAUGAAUGAUCGAUC